Molecule: messenger RNA, 1227 nt
Organism: Carassius carassius (crucian carp)
Lineage: Eukaryota; Metazoa; Chordata; Actinopteri; Cypriniformes; Cyprinidae
Product: twist-related protein 2-like
Exons: 2
Coding region: 193-684 (163 amino acids)
Biological process (GO): developmental process; regulation of transcription by RNA polymerase II
Molecular function (GO): DNA-binding transcription factor activity, RNA polymerase II-specific; RNA polymerase II transcription regulatory region sequence-specific DNA binding; protein dimerization activity
Source: RefSeq, a predicted model, not a curated record
AAAACUUCCUGCGGGAGGAAAACUGUGCCAAUCUCUACUUCUAGAAGUGGAAGUGGAACUGGAGGCGCAGUCUCGGGACAUUCGGGAGCACAAACAAGCCCCAGAAAAACGCACGGAUAUAACGGUGUAACCACGGAUUCGAAGGUGGAGAGCGCGUUUUCUCCUCGACCUUCUCAUUUCUUUAAAAAAGAAAUGGAAGAGAGUUCAAGCUCUCCCGUCUCCCCAGUGGACAGCCUGGUGACCAGCGAGGAGGAGCUGGACAGACAGCAGAAAAGGUUCGGGAGGAAGAGGAGAACCAGUAAAAAGUCGAGCGAGGACAGCAGCAGCCCGAGCUCCGUGAAUAAACGGAGCAAAAAGCCGAGCCCGAGCAGCACGCAGUCGUUCGAGGAGCUGCAGAACCAGCGCGUCCUGGCGAACGUCAGAGAGAGGCAACGGACUCAGUCGCUCAACGAAGCCUUCGCGUCUUUGCGCAAAAUCAUCCCCACGCUCCCCUCGGAUAAACUCAGCAAGAUACAGACGCUCAAGCUCGCCUCCAGGUACAUUGAUUUCCUCUGUCAGGUGCUGCAGAGCGACGAGAUGGACAGCAAGAUGUCGAGCUGCAGCUACGUCGCGCACGAGAGACUCAGUUACGCCUUCUCGGUGUGGAGGAUGGAGGGCGCGUGGUCGAUGUCUGCGUCCCACUAGCGGAGGCACUCGUCUGUCUGAACAAUGCCGAAAGGACUGUUUACUUCCACUAAUUUUGAAGACACCAAAGGAUUUAUUGAUGAACCUCUAAACCUCAGUGACGUGGCCAAAGGACAUUCAGUAGAUACACCUACGGACUUAAGCAUCCUCAUGAAGGACACAGCGAAAGGAGCUUUUUAUAUACUUAGAGGAAACGUAGAUGACGUCUCCUGUGUUGUCAAAUACAUUUAAUCUUUUUCGCAAGUUAUUCUUAAAUGUCGCCAUGGUGAUUGUACAGGAAGGCCAUCGGUUAUCUGUAAGGAAACUAUAUUGCGUGUUUGUCUCAAAACAAAAGAGUUAUAUAUAUAAGAGCAACAAAGUAUUGUACAUAUAGGCUACCUGUGAGUAUUGUCAGCUUUUUUAAGGGACCAAUGCAAUUUAGAGCAAUACUUUCUUGAAGUACACUGCAUGGAUGAAUGCAUACACUUGAUUUUUCCUAUGCAACAUUUUUCGAUUUCCGUCCAUUGUACAUUUUGCUUAUUUAUUAAAACAUAUUUUUGAACA